AGAUAUUGAAGCUACUCGGCCGUCUGCAUUGACCAUAUUCUCAAAACUCUUACUUUCAUUCUUGCGAAGGCUGGUUCCUAUGUACAACAUGAGACUCAACUCGAUUGUACUCUUUGCCGCCUCGGCAAUGGCACAAUGUGCCCUGAAAAGAACGGAUACGAUCUCAGUCACAGGCUCAGCUCCAGGGUUUGCAUACGGAGUCACAGGAGGCGGAGAUGCCACACCAGUCUAUCCCACCAACACAUCUCAUUUAAUUGAUCUUCUGGGCUCCGACGAGCCACAGGUCAUCAUCGUCGAUAGAACAUACGACUUUAUCGGGACAGAAGGCACGACUAAAGGAACUAUCUGCAAGUCAUGGGGAUCCUUUGAAGAUGGAUGCCAGGCUAUCAUUGAUACCGGUUCAGGAUGCGGCGAUACUGGCUCCGAGUCUUAUGAAUGGGAUACUGCCGGUGUCACGGGGAUAUAUGUGCACUCGAACAAGACGAUUAUUGGGGUCGGGAGUGAGGGCGUACUUCUCGGCAAGGGAUUGAGGAUGGUCGAUGUUUCGAAUAUUAUUGUUCAGAACAUUAUGAUCACUGAUUUGAAUCCGAAGCUUGUUUGGGGUGGUGAUGCUUUUACGCUUUCUGGGACUUCGAGGAUAUGGAUUGAUCAUGUUACGACCCAAUAUACCGGUCGUGUACACUACUCUUUCGGUCGAGAACCGAGCUCGUUGAUUACCAUCUCGAACAGCUUCAUAAAUGGUGCAACGAAUUUCUCGACUUCAUGUGACGGGCAAACAUACUGGGGUUUAGAGCUGGUGGGCAAUGAUGAUCAAAUUACAUUUUCAAACAACUACAUCUAUCGUACCUCUGGUCGAAGCCCAGCCCUAAGCGGUAGCACCCUCUUCCACGCUGUCAACAGCGUCUGGGAGAACAACAACGGCCACGCAAUUGAGGGAACCGAUAAUGGCCAAGGUCUCUUCGAGGGGUGUGUUUUCAACAAUGUCAGCCAGAUAGUCGUUGACGGUUUUGUUGGCCAGCUCUUUAGUUCGUCCGGUGGUACGGCGAACAAAGCUUGCUAUGAUUAUCUUGGGAGGGAUUGCGUGGGUAAUAUCCAGGUGAAUGAUGGGUCUAGCUUUACCAAGGCUGACACGGGUUUCUUCUCGAAUUUCACUGGCCUUAAUAUUGCUAGUCCAAGCGCUGCCUCUGCGGCUCAGACAAGUGUGCCUACUAAUGCUGGAAAUACACUUCAGAACGGGUUGUCUUGAUGGAUUAUGGGGUUGAUGGACGGCAAGUCAGGGUGGAUUUUUUCUACUAUGUCGCGGACAACCUUAGUUCCCCUAACUUAUAAGCACUGCUUGGUAAUCGGAGGUUGUCAUCAUCAGAUAAGAAUUAAAAGUACUUCUGAUACCUAUUCGUUCUGGCGCGAAUAGCGCCUACCAAGAACUAAACUUAGUAGACAGAAGAACAACUU
Penicillium subrubescens is the source of this 1452-nucleotide messenger RNA. RefSeq names its product polysaccharide lyase family 1 protein. The transcript has 3 exons. Gene Ontology annotation, molecular function: pectate lyase activity. The coding region runs from base 80 to 1246 and encodes 388 amino acids. The record is from RefSeq and is a predicted model, not a curated record. NCBI's taxonomy places the organism in Eukaryota, Fungi, Ascomycota, Eurotiomycetes, Eurotiales, Aspergillaceae.